AUGGAUAAGUUUAAGCCGUUUGAAGAUAUUCCCAAAAAACUGGCCACUCAAGUCAAGAGAGCUUUUAUAGCUGCAAGGACUUUUGUACAAGGGUUAACUAUUGGACGUGAUUUUAUCAAUGCUAUUUCAAAGUUAAACCCAAGCAAAGAAUGCAUCCAAAGUGUAGCACGUAUGAUUUAUUGUCCUCCUUGUCAAGGAAAGAAAGCUAAAAAGCCUUGCAGUGAAUAUUGCCUUGGAACAAUUCGAGCCUGUCAACCUUAUGACAAAGAACUCAAUGAAGUUUGGAAUCAGUAUAUUAAUGCCCUGAAGAUGGUAGCAAGAAGGCUAGAUGGACCCUUCAAUAUUGAAUCUGUUGUUGAUCCUAUCAAUGUUAAGAUAUCUGAUGCCAUCAUGACAUACCAAAAUAAGGCUGAUUUCGUUUCAACAAAGGUAUUUCUAGAGUGUGGCCAUCCGUCUUUACGGCAAAAAAGGGAUGCUAGUGAACUGAAUUAUCAGAAAUAUGACUAUGAAUGGCCAACUGCCAAAAAGAACCAUGUCCGUCCGACAACUGCUGCCGGUACAAGCCUUGACCGUUUGGUGCGGGACAUCACUGAAAAAGUGAAGAUAGCCAAUGAUUACUGGAUUAACAUUCCUAGUUUUGUGUGUCGUGAUGAGAAAUUGUCGGUACAAGAAACUGAUGACGAGAAACUUGAUGACCACUUAUACAAUAAUACGGAUUUCACUGUGAAUCCAGUUGUCGACUGUUGGAGCCCCGCAAUGCUAGAAAGUCUUGAAAAUGGAAUGCAGAAAGAUGAUAUAGGCAAAUUAAGUGAACCUGAAACUGACAGAACUCACACAAUCGUCCUUCAACAGGUUUAUCAACUAAAAAGCAUGACCACAAAGCUUCACAAUGCUUAUAAAGGUCUCUAUGUCGAGUCGAUUCCAGAUUUUGAUGGCAGUGGAGAUAGCAGUGGUGCCAACGAAGAUGAUGAAGACUACAACAGUGGUUCUGGCAGUGGAGAUACAAGCAAAGAAUACGCUGCCAGGCCUGGAGAAUCUGGUUCCAAUGACCCCAAGAGCACAGGAAAUUAUUACUUUGUAACAGAAUCCACACCUGUGCCUACACAACACCCUUCACUUGGCAGCAGUGCCGAAAAUUCAGCCUCUGGCUUACUACGGCCAUUUGCUAUUGUUUCCUUGUUCUCCCACCCCCUCUUCUCUCCAUACACUGUUUUACUUUUCUUUUUUUCUUUCUUAUAA
Messenger RNA from Acanthosepion pharaonis, 1239 nucleotides. The record is from the annotation of a GenBank genome assembly. Lineage: Eukaryota; Metazoa; Mollusca; Cephalopoda; Sepiida; Sepiidae.